Linum tenue is the source of this 1318-nucleotide messenger RNA. The record is from the annotation of a GenBank genome assembly. NCBI's taxonomy places the organism in Eukaryota, Viridiplantae, Streptophyta, Magnoliopsida, Malpighiales, Linaceae.
UUUGAGACUGUUUGUUUUACACUUUUACGAGUUGUAGAUUCCCUUCUCGUCGAUCUCUUCCUUCCCUCAUGUCUAGAAGAACAUCGGCGAGAGCAGUGGAGUUGCCAAUCAGCGGCAACUAACCGCUGAGAAGAUUGAUUCCGACGAUUCCCACUUUUGAUUUACCGGUUGAAGAAGAAAAGUAAGGUCGCUAAUCCAUUAGCCGCGCCAGAUGUAUCAUCCAACCCGUGGCGGUGUUCGCGGCGGCCGCGAUCAGUUCAGCUGGGAUGAUGUUAAGGUUGAUAAGCAUCGUGAGAAUUACCUUGGCCACAGUCUCAAGGCACCAGUGGGAAGAUGGCAGAAAGGGAAAGAUCUGCAUUGGUACACUAGGGACAAGAAUUCCGGGUCUUCAGAAGAUGCUCUAAAGAAAGAGAUUAAAAGGAUCAAGGAAGAGGAGGAACAAGCCAUGAGGGAGGCCCUUGGCUUAGCCCCCAAACGAGCUGCCAGGCCACAAGGAACUCGACUUGAUAAACACGAGUUCAAUGAGCUGGUGAAGCGAGGAUCCACUGCAGAGGACUUGGGAUCUGGGCAUGCUGAUGCAGCACGCGUCGAUGGUCUUGGGUUCUCAAAGGCACCCCGUCCUUGGGAAGACCCCUCAACCCUUCCAUCCUUCGGGACAGACGCUGCAUCCGAGCCCCCAAAGGUCGAUAUGCCCAAUCCAUCACCCGAGGCCCCUGAAGAAGUCGAAACAAAGGAUGAAAACGGACAGAAGGAGAGUAGGAGACGUGAGGAGAAGAAGCUAGAAAAGGAGAAGAGAAGAGAGAAGGAGGAGAAGCAUAGAAGGCACGAGAAGAGGCAUUCCCGGGAUUCAGACGACAAGAGGAAACACCACAGGGAAGACAAGGACAAGGACAAGGACAGGAAGAAGAAGAGAAGGAGACACGACUCUGAUGGCGACUAGAAUGAAACCGAGUGUCAUCCUUCUUGAGCCUCCUUAUCAGUUUCGUUUCCCCAACAAUGUUUGUAGGGGAAAAGCAAAGUCUGGAAGUAUGUAUACUAUAUCACUAUGAUCUUCCAGUUGCAAGGAUUUGUCAACUGUGAAGUGUUUUACCAUGUCUCUUGAUUUGGUUAGUUGGGUUCUUCAGAAAGAACUGCAUUUCUAUUUUUCUCCACAAAAUUGUAUGUGACAAAGGUUUGCCAAUGUUGAUGGACUGUAGAAUAUGGCCAACACUACUAGGAGCAGGCCAUGGUUCUAUUGAAUCCAAAAUUGAACAAUCCAAUCCCUUAUCAGUCUAAUUAGUACAAGUCUUGAUCCUUGGUCCACUUAGUUUUGAUGGUU